AUGGCUGCUGGAUUCGGAAGCUCCUCGUACUAUGAUAGACGGUUCAGACAAUCCCCCGCCCUCAUUCGAGCACGACGACCUUACCUCUUCAAGAAUGUCCUUGUUGGGUCUGCUACAGCGGCGAUUGCGAUUGGCGUUUAUGUAUACACCAUCAACGUCAUCGGACAGGACGAGUUCGAAGAUGUAAAGGUCCCUAGUGCCCCAAGUCAACCCGAGAAUAAAUAA
This is a messenger RNA of Daldinia vernicosa, 225 nucleotides long. RefSeq lists its product as uncharacterized. NCBI's taxonomy places the organism in Eukaryota, Fungi, Ascomycota, Sordariomycetes, Xylariales, Hypoxylaceae. Gene Ontology annotation, cellular component: mitochondrial inner membrane. Gene Ontology annotation, biological process: mitochondrial respiratory chain complex IV assembly. The transcript is spliced from 3 exons. The coding region runs from base 1 to 225 and encodes 74 amino acids. The record is from RefSeq and is a predicted model, not a curated record.